This is a messenger RNA of Apis laboriosa (Himalayan honeybee), 2443 nucleotides long. RefSeq names its product transcription factor 25 (gene Nulp1). The transcript is spliced from 9 exons. NCBI's taxonomy places the organism in Eukaryota, Metazoa, Arthropoda, Insecta, Hymenoptera, Apidae. The coding region runs from base 155 to 1954 and encodes 599 amino acids. Gene Ontology annotation, cellular component: RQC complex. The record is from RefSeq and is a predicted model, not a curated record.
AAAUCAAUAUCAAAUAACUAAGAAUAUGUCAUUUUUAACUUUCGCCUUUCGCAUUUGACGAUUUAGCAACUUUUAAAAUUAUACAAAUGUUGGCAGAACUUGAUUGAUGAUUGUAGUGAACUACGAUACAUAUUAAAAAUUAAAUUCAUUCAGAAUGUCUACACGGUAUAUGAAAAAAGUAUAUGGAAGCGAUAUAUUAUCCGAAAAGAAUAGUGAAAAUGAGAAUGAGAUAGACAAUUCAAUAAUUGGCAAUGUUAAAUCUAAGACAUUCAACUUGUUUGAUGUGUUGAAUCAAAAUUCUGAAAUUAGUGAGGAAGAAAAUGAAGAAGAAAAUGAACAAAUGAUAGAUAAAAAUUGUAUCAAUGAAGUUAAACGUAAGAAAAAAAAGAAGAAACGAAAGAAAUUUGAAAGUUCUAAAGCUCAAAUUGAAUCUAAAGAAAAGGAUGUAGAUGAAAUUGAAAGAACAGUAAGAGAAGUAAAUAAAUUACUUGGGGAACCACUUCCAAGUUGUAGCUUUCAAAACAUAGAUAAUUUACAAUGGAUUGAACAAAAAUCUAAAGAAGAUAUUUUAUUAGUACAACAUAAACAUUUAAAUCCAUAUAAUGAACUUAAAAGAAUUUUUGGUAGUAAAACAGUACAAGCUGAACAAAAUAAUAGGAGAAAUAGAGGUCGAUUAGGUCAUUUGAAAAAAACUUGGUUAGUUUCUGCUAGAGAUAAUUGGCCACCAAUUAAUAAAUCUGGGCUUUCAAUGUCUUUGGAUCAUACUAUAUCGUCUACCAAUAAUAUUCAAUAUUUUAUAUAUGAUCACAGUCCAUCAUAUAGACAAAUUCAGUUAAAAUUUUUGGAAGCAGUUGAAAGUUUGAAUCCUGAAAAUAUUGUUAGUAUAAUCAAUGCACAUUCUUAUCAUGUUGAUGCAUUAUUACAAUUAGCUGAACUUUGUAAACUCAACGAAGAUUUAGCAAUGGCUGCAGAAUUUACAGAAAGAGCUUUAUAUUGUUUAGAAUGUGCUUUUCAUCCGCUGUUUAACUUUACAACUGCCCUUUGCAGAUUAGACUAUAAAAAACAACAAAAUCGUGCUUUAUUUAUAACUUUAUUUAAACAUCUUAAUUUUGUUGGUGGUCGUGCAUGUUACAGAACAAGUUUGGAAUUUUGUAAAUUACUUUUAUCACUUGAUCCAGAAGGUGACCCAUUAGCUGUGAUUCUUUCCCUUGAUUUCUAUGCUUUAAGAGCAAAAGAAUAUGAAUGGUUUAUUGAAUUUUGCAAUCUUUGGGAUAAUACAAGAAAUUUAACUCAAUUGCCAAAUAUAGCAUUCAGUUUAGCUUUAGCUCAUUUUCAUUUAGGCAAUACAUCUUCUGCUAAUGAACUUUUACAAAAUGCUUUAAUAAUGUUUCCGGGUGUAUUAAUACCAUUACUAGAAAAAUGUAGUAUACAAUCUGAUAAAAUGGUACAAACUCAUAAUUUCUUUAAUACUAAGGCAGUAACUUCAACUUCACCAGCAUUAGAAAAAUUACAAAAUUUAUAUGUUGUACGUAACUUUCGUCUGUGGAAAGAAACAGAUCUUUUACCAUGGUUAUGUGAAAAUGUACAUAUUGUACUAAAUCGCGUUGAUUCAAAAGAUGAUUAUGUAAAGUAUUGUGAAAUAAAGCGAAGCAAACGUUACCAAGGAAAACUACCAAGAAAUAUUUUACGACAUAUUAUAUUGUCUGAUAUAAAAGAUAUUACUGUAAACGUGCAAGAGGUACAAAAUGAUGGUUCUGUUCUUUCACAUGAUCCUUUACCACCAGUGGAUAGUAUUGAUAUUUACAAACGACCUACUACAAAUACAAGCACAACUAGAACUAAUUCUAAUCUUUUGUCUCUCUUUUUUUCAUCCUUGUUUGAAGAUAUUAGUGGAGAUGUUGCAAAUGCUCUGGAAGGAUUAAAUUUACUCUAUGAUAACAACGAACAAACAUAAUGUUAAUUAAUUACUACUAUUGAUUACUGAUUACAUCAUAAAAUAACAAUUCAAAGUUCAGAAUACUUUGUUUAUUAAACGAACUAAAAUGAAAUCAGGUGUAUAAAUAUUUUUAAAACAAUUACUAUUUUUAUGAAAAUAAUGUAUAUUUUAUGCCAGGUAAUAUAUCUAAUGUUUAAUGAAAAUUAUAAAAUUAUAAUUCUUUUUUUUAUUAUUAUUCUUACUAUUAUCACUACCAUUAUCAUCAUUAUUGUGAUUACAUAAUAAUUUAUUAUAUGUACAUGAAACUUUAUAUACCCUGAUUAUAUACGUAUAUUCAUGUGUGAUAUGAAGUUGUACACAUUCAUUGUUUGUAUCAUCUUGUACUUCUUAUUAUAAUUUUUUGAAGUUUUUGGUGCAAUUAUCAACUCAAAUUGUGAAAAAUUGUAGAUACAUAAAAUAAUAUAUAUAUGUGUAUAUAUGUAUGUAUAUAUAUAUGUAUAUAUGUAA